AUGCACGCCACCUUCAGCCCUCAACUGGCUAGCUUAUGUGCCCUAACCCUCUCUUUGACUAUAUACCCAGCGUGGCUGCAAACCCUCCCCAAGAAGAUCGGGGUGAGCAAGAACAGCAAGAGCCCCGGAUGUUGCGAAGAGCUAAAGAAGCUGAAGGUCCAAGUGGCCAAUCUCUCCUCCUUGCUAGAGGAGAUGAGCAAGAAGCAAGACGACGUCCUGGGGCAUGCCGUCACGCAGGUGAUGGCCCUGGAAGGGAGCGUCAAGCUGAUGGGCGCCCGCCUCGACGACGUGGAAGGGAAGUAUUCGGAGGUGAAUUCCAAGCUCGACAUUGUGCAGCUUCAGGCGGCUCAGACGGUCACCCAAACAUCCACAGACGCCGUGUACGACUGCUCCUCCCUUUAUCAGAGGAAUUACAGGUCUUCCGGAGUCUACAGACUUCUCCCUGAUGAAUUUCUGGGAAGUCCAGAACUCCAGGUAUACUGUGACAUGGAGACAGAUGGGGGAGGCUGGACUGUCAUCCAAAGGCGGAAAAUUGGCUUGAUCUCUUUCAGCCAAAAUUGGAAGCAAUACAAGGAAGGGUUUGGAAGCCUGCAGGGAGAUUUCUGGCUGGGAAACGAGCAUAUCCAUCGGCUUUCCAGGAGGCCGUCCGUUUUGCGUGUGGAGCUGGAGGACUGGGAUGGCAACAACGUUUUUGCUCAAUACAGUCGUUUUGAGGUGGGCAAUGAGUUGAGCGGCUACCGCCUCUUCCUGGGCAACUUCAGUGGCAGCGUGCCACGCGACUCCAUGAGGUACCAUAACAACACGGCCUUCAGCACCAUGGACAAGGAUAACGACAAGUGCUUGGAUCACUGCGCGCAGUUACGCAAAGGUGGCUACUGGUACAACUGUUGCACGGACUCCAACCUGAACGGGGUUUACUACCGUAAGGAUGAACACAACAAAAGCACCGAUGGCAUCAUCUGGUACAGCUGGCGUGGGAAACACUAUUCCCUGAAGAGGGUCGAGAUGAAGAUCCGGUCCACGGACUUCAAGGCCUAGAGGGACCCCAACCGAGUCAAGGGGGAAGCCCUGUCCAUUGAUAUCAAGAAUGAGCUUACAGGCGGGGGAUGCCCUUCAUCAGUAGCAAGGCAGGUGCUGGCCUCUUUCAGCCUCCACCUGAAUAUCUCUGGAUCUUCCUGACAACAAUGUUCUCUAUCGGGAUGCUCACCUGUU
Thamnophis elegans (Western terrestrial garter snake) is the source of this 1212-nucleotide messenger RNA. RefSeq names its product angiopoietin like 7 (gene ANGPTL7). Lineage: Eukaryota; Metazoa; Chordata; Lepidosauria; Squamata; Natricidae. The record is from RefSeq and is a predicted model, not a curated record. The transcript has 5 exons. The coding region runs from base 1 to 1038 and encodes 345 amino acids.